Messenger RNA from Manacus vitellinus (golden-collared manakin), 1422 nucleotides. RefSeq names its product chromosome unknown C7orf57 homolog (gene CUNH7orf57). Lineage: Eukaryota; Metazoa; Chordata; Aves; Passeriformes; Pipridae. The record is from RefSeq and is a predicted model, not a curated record. The transcript is spliced from 8 exons. The coding region runs from base 145 to 912 and encodes 255 amino acids.
UUGUUCCUUGGGGCUGAGUUUGGGCAUAGGCAACGCGUGUGUGUGCCCAGGGGCUGCUCAGCGGGCUGCAGCCUGGAAGUGGUCGCCUUACACCGACGGAACGGCAUCAGCUGCACCUGGAAUAGCUUCGGACGGUAAUACCCCAUGCCACCAAAACAACCAGAGAAGAGCCCACUUCCCCCAAUAUCCCAGAGCCUCAGUGACCUUUCAAAAGCUCCCCAUGAAUUGCCACCUUCUGGGUGCCUCAAGAAGUGGAUCAAAGAUACUGAUUCAGCUUAUGUGAGGCUGGCAAAGCAAGGAGGCCAGUCUGACCUACUGAAGCACUACACUCCUGUGAUAAUGAAGUCCCCUUCAGCAGCAUAUGCUGCACCCGACUGGUACUUACACCACACCAGUCCCCCAGCGAUGGAUGAGCCAUGGAGCUCUGUUUCCUCUCUACCAGAAUAUAUGAUUCAGAGAGAGUUUAAGGCUGAUGACCAUCGUGGUAACACUUAUGAGGCAAGAAGAGGGCCUUUUGAUUUUGAUACAAAAAGUGUUUGGCAGCAGGAUGCUGAGGACAAAGAAAAUGCAGAGAAAAAGAAGGUGAAGCUCCCAGCUAUAAACCCUAAAUAUCCAAGCAGAAUGCUGAAUGUUUCUACAAGCAAGGAAUUUAGUGGGGCAAAUAAGCUUUCCUUUCCACCUGUGCCUGCUCAGAGAAAAACUGAAGCAGUAAACUUUAGCAAAUUAAUUAACAAUGGUUAUGGGACUGACUGGUUUCGGCAGUGUACUGGAUGGGAAAAAAAGAUUCAAGAACCAUCAGAAAAUAGUGAACAGUCCAAAGAACCUCUUCCUCCAGAUUCAGAGCCAUCUCAGUCUGAACCACCACCUGCAAGCAACGAGUUAAAGCCACCAUUUCAGGGAUGCAAUAAGUAACUUGAAGACUGUUAGGGAAAGUAAACCCUUGUAUGGCCUAUGUAGUGCACUAUUUACAUGUCUGUUAGAUUACUUUUGUGGUUGAACUCAUCCCUGAUUGAGAAGUUCAUUUCAUUUAUAAGAUGGAUGAACUUCAUUGUGCUUGAUUACAGCAAAUUUUAAAGUACAAGCAACAGCUGUUAGUGCUUAUUCCUAGACUUUUUGUUAAUAUAAUAAACAAAGCAAAACUGCAUUUUUGUCCUACACAACUCGGGCUGCUUUGCUGAUGUCAAGUAAGAUUACCAUAUUGCUGCUGAUUUGAACAGACACAGGUAUGCUAUCGAUGUUUACAAAUCAUCAAGUUUCUUUAGUGUACUUAUGAUUUACGCCACAAAGAAAGGUGAAGGGCAACUGUGUGGUAUGGGAUGAAAUGUAAAUAGAAAGAAUUGAACUGGUAUGGAUACUUGCAGUAAAAAAGUCAAAGCUUCAUUGGAAAGACUGCUUCUUAAUCCCCAAAAUGCAUUUUUUUAG